This is a messenger RNA of Staurois parvus, 1080 nucleotides long. The record is from the annotation of a GenBank genome assembly. NCBI's taxonomy places the organism in Eukaryota, Metazoa, Chordata, Amphibia, Anura, Ranidae.
AUGCGGGAAAAAGGAGUCCUGGAUGAGUAUAUGAAGACACACAAAAGAGACCCUGCACUUAAGUACAACUUCAAUCAAAAAUUUGAUUUUGCUGUUGCCUAUGAGCCAAUGUAUAUGGAUACAUAUUACUAUGGACAGAUCAGCAUAGGAACACCAGCCCAAAACUUCCUGGUUCUGUUUGAUACUGGAUCAUCCAACCUCUGGGUCCCAUCUGCCAAUUGUCAAAGUUCUGCUUGCAGUAACCACAAUCUGUUCAAUCCAAGCCAGUCCUCCACAUAUUCCUCCAAUGGCCAGCAAUUCACUAUGUCAUAUGGCAGUGGCAGCGUCAGUGGUAUCUUUGGUUAUGACACUGUGUCCGUUCAAGGACUAACCCUCACAAACCAGGAAUUUGGACUCACCUAUUCAGAGAGUGGCAGCAGUUUCUACUAUUCGAAGUUUGAUGGUAUAUUUGGAAUGGCAUAUCCCGCCAUGUCUGCCGGGGGUGCCACCACUGCAAUGCAAGGAAUGUUGCAACAGAACCUACUGAAUUAUCCUAUCUUCAGUGUCUAUAUGAACAGUUCUCCCUUCCUUAGUCAGUCAGGUGAGGUGAUUUUCGGUGGAGUUGAUAACAGCUUGUAUUCUGGGCAGAUCCAAUGGGCUCCAGUCACACAAGAAGUUUACUGGCAGAUUGGUAUUGAUGGCUUUUCAAUCAAUGGGCAAGCAACAGGAUGGUGCAGCCAAGGGUGUCAGGCAAUUGUAGAUACUGGAACGUCUCCUCUGACUAUCCCUCAACAAUAUAUGGGUACUCUGUUGCAAUAUAUGGGAGCCCAGCAAGGCCAGAAUGGACAGUUCCUAGUAAACUGCAAUAAUAUGCAGAACUUGCCAACAAUCAGUUUCACCAUCAAUGGAGUCCAGUUCCCCAUCCCACCCUCAGGAUACAUAAAUCAGUAUAACGGUAAUUGCGCUGUUAGCGUUGAGGAAACCUACCUCCCAUCACAGAACGGCCAGCCUCUCUGGAUCCUGGGAGACGUAUUUUUGAGGCAGUACUAUUCUGUCUAUGACAUGAGCAACAACAGAGUGGGUUUUGCUCAAUCAGCAUAA